This is a messenger RNA of Mercurialis annua (annual mercury), 2745 nucleotides long. Its product is annotated as phosphate transporter PHO1 homolog 3-like. Lineage: Eukaryota; Viridiplantae; Streptophyta; Magnoliopsida; Malpighiales; Euphorbiaceae. Gene Ontology annotation, molecular function: inositol hexakisphosphate binding. The transcript has 11 exons. Gene Ontology annotation, cellular component: Golgi apparatus; cytoplasm; plasma membrane. Gene Ontology annotation, biological process: phosphate ion transport; cellular response to phosphate starvation. Bases 114 to 2492 code for a protein of 792 amino acids. The record is from RefSeq and is a predicted model, not a curated record.
UUUUUUUUCUCAUCUUCCAUCUAAUGAAAACUGUCAUAUCUACUCUUCAUUUUUCAACAUUACCAAACAUCAAAGGAAAAAAUAUACUGUGAAAACAUUAAUUGAUUUAGAAGAUGAAGUUUGGGAAAGAAUUCAAGGCGCAAAUGGUGCCAGAAUGGCAAGAAGCAUACAUGGACUAUGAUUUUCUCAAAACCCUUCUGAAAGAAAUUCAAAGAUUCAAGCUCAGAAACAAACCACCACCACAAUCCACCGCCGAUCACGGUGGCCUGAACAGAAAGCUGACGCUGUACAGAGCGUUUAGUGGCUUGAUACAGAAAAAUACCAGCCCGGCUGCUUCUAGUGACGUUGAAAGUCAACCCAUUUUUGUAAAUUCAGUGAACCGCGACGGGUCUCAAAGCUAUGAGACUACUUUUCUUAUGUCUUCCGAUGAAGGCGGAGAGUAUGAAACGGUUUACUUUGGGAGGCUGGAUGAAGAGUUCAAUAAGGUGGAGAAGUUUUACAAAGAAAAAAUUGGUGUGGUUAUGGAGGAAGCUGAGAUGUUGAACAAGCAAAUGGAUGCUUUGAUUGCUUUCAGAAUCAAAGUUGAGAAUCCUACCGGGUGGAAUGAUCGGUCGGCUGAUAUGACUCGUCUCGCUUCCGACGUUGCUGCUUCUGCCGCCGCCUUGUCUGCUUCCACUCCGUCUGGUGUCAGAGCAAGUAGAAAAUUUCAAGUUAUGGAAGUGAUUGAAGAAGCAUCGAGCCAGCACGAGAGAUCAGACGAGUCGACCCAUAAUGAGGAGGACGAUAGCCGAGAGACAGAAUCAGGAAAGCUGAACAAAAUUAAAGGAAUGAAACCGGCUCCACUGGAAGUAUUAGAACAUGUGAAAAUUAAUAACACACAUGAGACUCCUAGAUCCACCAUUAAAGGUGUUCUACACGUUCCUCAUCAUACAGAGCUCAAAUUCACAAGGGAAAAUCUUAGGAAAGUUGAGGAGCAACUCAAGCGUGCUUUCGUUGGAUUUUACCAGAAGCUUCGUCUUCUUAAGAGUUUCAGUUUCUUGAACACUUUAGCAUUUUCCAAAAUCAUGAAGAAGUAUGACAAGAUUACUUCAAGAGAUGCAUCAAAAGCUUACAUGAAAAUGGUAGAUAAGUCUUGUUUUGGACAUUCUGAUGAGGUAAUCAAAGUUAUGGGAAGGGUAGAGGCAACUUUCAUUAAGCAUUUCUCAAACUCGAAUCGGAGGAAGGGGAUGAGCGUCUUAAGGCCAAAAGCUAAAAGAGAAAAACACAGAACAACGUUCUCAAUGGGUUUCUUUUGUGGAUGCACAGUAGCUCUAAUAGUAGCCCUUGUUUUGAUAAUUCGUGCUCGUAAUCUCAUGGAUAAACCAGGGAGAGAAACUUAUAUGACAACCAUGUUUCCACUUUACAGCUUGUUUGCGUUCAUCGUGUUGCACUUGCUCAUGUACGCUGUUAAUAUAUACUUUUGGAUACGGUAUCGAGUUAAUUACUCCUUUAUAUUUGGAUUCAAACAAGGAACGGAACUGGGGUAUCGCAAUAUUUUUUUUCUAGGUUUUGGUAUAGCCACAUUAGCACUCAUCUCUGUGCUAUUGAACCUUGACAUGGAGAUGGAUCCUAAGACUAAAGACUAUCAGCAAUGGACUGAACUUCUUCCAAUGUUUGUGGUUAUAGCUCUCAUAGUCUUGGUGUGCUUGCCACUUAAUAUUUUGUACCGGCCAGCUCGAUUCUUCUUCCUCGCUUGUAUCUUUCACUGCAUUGCUGCACCUCUCUACAAGGUUACACUUCCUGAUUUCUUCUUGGCCGAUCAACUAACUAGCCAGGUUCAAGCAAUCAGAAGUUUGGAAUUCUAUAUCUGCUACUAUGGUUGGGGAGACUAUAAGCUCAGAGAUAACACUUGUGAUUUUAGCAAUGAAUUCACUAAAUACUCUUACAUUGUUGCUGCCAUUCCAUAUUGGACGCGUCUUCUUCAGUGCCUACGGCGGCUGUUUGAAGAGGGAGAUGCAAUGCAAGCAGUGAAUGGUGGAAAAUAUUUCAUAACAAUGGUAGCAAUUUCCUUAAGGACAGCCGAAAAACUGAAUGAUCCUAUGGAUAAAGGGUCUGUUUGGAAACUACCAGCAUUGAUUGUCUCAGUGCUGGCAGCAAUCGUGAGUACAUAUUGGGAUGUUGUGUACGACUGGGGACUUCUACAACGCAAGUCCAAGAAUCGUUGGCUUAGAGACAAACUUCUUGUUCCUCAUAAAAGUGUAUACUAUGUAGCCAUGGUGUUAAAUGUUGUUCUGCGAUUCGCUUGGCUGCAAACUAUCUAUAGAUACACGGUGUUUUCAUUGCACAAGGAAACGAUGAUUCUAAUUGUUGCUUGUCUUGAGAUUAUACGUCGCGGGAUUUGGAACUUCUUCAGGUUGGAGAAUGAGCAUUUGAACAAUGUAGGAAAAUAUCGAGCUUUCAAAUCAGUGCCGUUACCUUUCAACUAUGAUGAGGAUGAUGACAAACACGAAUAGACUUUUCAUCAACUAUUUCAUUAAUUUUGAGAUAAGAAGAUUUUGUGUGUUAUGACAAGGAUGAAUAGACUUUUCAUAAAGGAUUGGAUCAAACUGGAGAAUAUAAUGAAAUAUUAUACGAGGAGCUGUGUAUGUAUAUAUAGAAAAUGGGAUAUUAAACAAUGCAAGUCACUGAACUUACCUGUUAUUACAGAAAGGGUAUUAAACUUCAUUUUGUUACAAAAAAGUCAUUAAACUAUACAUUUUGUUACAA